This is a messenger RNA of Nelumbo nucifera (sacred lotus), 2958 nucleotides long. The record is from RefSeq and is a predicted model, not a curated record. NCBI's taxonomy places the organism in Eukaryota, Viridiplantae, Streptophyta, Magnoliopsida, Proteales, Nelumbonaceae.
GAGACCAGUUACUGACACACUUUUCCGAGGAAGCUGCCGAGUGCCGGUUAGAUCUCUCUCCGAUGUCCGAACGAUUAUAAGAAUCAGGGCUAAUGUGCUUUCUCUGUGUCUCCUAGACUCCAAAUCUCCCUCUCUUUUUCCGUUAUAAACCUAUAAACUGAUCGAGAUUGGAAGUACCGGAAAGGCUCCAUGGCUGUUCCUGUUGAAGAAGCCAUUGCAGCUCUAUCGACGUUUUCGUUAGAGGAUGAACAACCUGAGGUACAGGGCAUAGCUAUUCAGCUAUCAACCGAAAGAUGUGCAACUAACAGUCCUAUAGAGUAUAGUGAUGUUUCUGCUUAUCGCCUAUCUCUGUUGGAGGACACAAAAGCCAUCAAUCAGCUGAAUACACUUAUUCAAGAGGGGAAGGAGAUGUCAUCUGUACUGUAUACAUAUCGCAGUUGUGUCAAAGCACUUCCUCAGCUUCCCGAUUCCAUGAAGCAAAGUCAAGCAGACUUGUAUCUAGAGACAUAUCAAGUUCUGGAUUUGGAGAUGAGUCGUCUACGUGAAAUUCAGCAAUGGCAAGCAACAGCUGCAUCUAAACUGGCAGCUGAUAUGCAACGCUUUUCCAGGCCUGAGCGACGCAUAAAUGGCCCUACAGUAACUCAUCUUUGGUCCAUGUUGAGGUUGCUUGAUGUUUUGGUGCAACUUGAUCAUCUUAAGAAUGCAAAAGCGAGUAUACCUAAUGACUUUUCUUGGUAUAAAAGGACAUUUACUCAAGUCAGUGUACAGUGGCAAGAUACUGAUUCUAUGAGGGAGGAAUUAGAUGAUUUACAGAUUUUCUUAAGCACAAGAUGGGCCAUUUUAUUGAACUUGCAUGUUGAGAUGUUUCGUGUGAACAAUGUAGAGGACAUUCUUCAAGUCCUCAUAAUAUUUUGUGUGGAGUCUUUGGAGUUGGAUUUUGCACUACUCUUUCCAGAUCGCCACACCCUUCUUCGUGUUUUGCCCAUUCUUGUUGUUUUAGCAACAUCAUCAGAGAAAGAUGGUGAAUCACUGUUUAAGAGGGUGAAAAUCAACAGACUGAUCAACCUGUUCAAGAAUGAUCCUGUUAUUCCUGCAUUUCCAGAUCUUCAUCUCUCUCCAGCUGCAAUGUUAAAAGAGUUGUCUAUGUACUUCCAAAAGUUCUCAAGUCAAACUCGUCUUCUCACUCUUCCAGCACCACAUGAGCUCCUUCCUCGUGAUACACAAGAUUAUCAGAGACAUUACUUGAUUGUUAAUCACAUAGGUGUUAUUCGUGCCGAGCAUGAUGACUUUGCUAUUCGGUUUGCUUCAGCCAUGAAUCAGAUUGUAUUGUUGAAAUCAACUGAUGGUGCUGAUUUUGAGUGGUGCAAGGAAGUUAAGGGGAAUAUGUAUGAUAUGGUAGUUGAAGGUUUUCAGCUCCUAAGCAGAUGGACUGGACGUGUUUGGGAGCAAUGUGCUUGGAAAUUCUCUCGCCCUUGCAAAGAUGAGAUUCCUGUAGAAUCUCAAGAGCCUUCUACACCAUAUUCUGACUAUGAGAAGGUUGUUCGCUGGAACUACACAAUGGAAGAAAGGAAGGCACUAGUUGAACUUGUCAGUUACAUAAAGAGUAUUGGCUCAAUGAUGCAGCGAUGUGACACAUUAGUGGCAGAUGCUUUAUGGGAAACAAUCCAUGCUGAGGUCCAGGAUUUUGUACAGAACAAAUUAGCCACUAUGCUGCGAACAACAUUUCGCAAGAAGAAGGACUUGUCUAGGAUUCUUUCUGACAUGCGGACGCUUUCAGCAGACUGGAUGGCAAAUACAAGCAAAACUGAAUCAGAACCAUUACAGCAUGGAGGUCAAGAAAGCAAAGGGAACUUCUUUUACCCAAGACCAGUUGCACCAACAGCUGCUCAGGUUCAUUGUCUACAAUUCUUAAUAUACGAGCUUGUUUCUGGUGGUAAUUUAAGGAAGCCUGGUGGGCUUUUUGGAAAUAGUGGCUCAGAAAUUUCAGUUAGUGAUAUGAAGCAGUUGGAAACAUUCUUUUACAAGCUUAGCUUUUUCCUGCAUAUUUUGGACUACACAGUGACAGUUACAACAUUGACAGAUCUUGGUUUCCUUUGGUUUAGAGAAUUCUACUUGGAAUCUUCUCGUGUUAUCCAGUUUCCCAUAGAGUGCUCUCUUCCAUGGAUGCUGGUGGAUCAUGUGGUCGAGUCACAGAAUACUGGUCUUAUAGAGAGCAUUCUGAUUCCGUUUGACAUCUAUAAUGAUUCUGCUCAGCAUGCACUUGUAGUGUUGAAGCAACGUUUCCUGUAUGAUGAAAUUGAAGCGGAGGCGGACCUCUGUUUUGAUCAACUUGUUUUAAAGUUGAGUGAGACAAUUUUUACAUAUUACAAAAGCUGGGCAGCAAGUGAGCUACUUGAUCCAUCGUUCCUCUUUGCCUUGGAGAAUGGUGAAAAAUAUUCUGUCAUACCUAUGAGAUUCAAUGCACUGUUAAAGAUGACUAGGGUAAAGUUACUGGGGAGAACCAUUGACUUACGGAGCUUGAUUGCUGAGCGGAUAAACAAAUUAUUUCGAGAAAACCUUGAGUUUCUGUUUGACCGUUUUGAGUCUCAGGACCUAUGUGCUAUUGUGGAACUAGAGAAGCUCGUUGAUAUCUUAAGGCAUUCCCAUGAGUUGCUUUCAAAAGAUCUUUCAAUGGAUUCAUUUGGUCUCAUGUUGAAUGAGAUGCAAGAGAACAUCUCUCUUAUUUCCUUUUCUAGUCGCCUUGCUUCUCAGGUUUGGACAGAGUUGCAGAAUGAUUUCUUGCCGAACUUUAUCUUGUGCAACACUACUCAAAGGUUUAUUCGGUCAUCAAAAGUCUCCCCUGUUCCUGUUCAAAAGCCAUCGAUGCCUUAUGCCAAGCCUAAUUUCUAUUGUGGUUCCCAAAGGGGGAGAGCCCCUCAAAAAUUGCACAAGCUCGUUACAUCUGUAUCAGUUGUAUCU